AUGAAGUCUUGGAUACUAUCACUGCUCUUGACCUGCAUUAGCUGCACAUGGCACACGCAAGCUGAAUUUUUCACCUCUAUCGGUCAGAUGACAGACCUGAUUUAUGCAGAGAAAGAUCUGGUGCAGUCUUUAAAGGAAUAUAUUCAAGCAGAAGAAUCUAAACUCUCUAAGGUUAAAAGCUGGGCUGAAAAAAUGGAUGCACUGACCAUGAAAUCAGCUUCCGACCCAGAAGGUUAUCUUGCACACCCAGUAAAUGCAUAUAAAUUGGUGAAGCGUUUAAAUACUGAUUGGCUGGAAUUAGAGAAUCUAGUUCUUCAGGACUCAACAAGUGGUUUUAUCGCGAACCUCACAGUUCAACGCCAGUUCUUCCCAACUGAGGAAGAUGAGACAGGCGCUGCUAAGGCUCUAAUGCGUCUACAGGACACAUACAGACUGGACCCUGAGACCAUGUCUAAGGGAAAACUACCAGGAACAAAAUACAGAUCUUCUUUGACAGUGGACGACUGCUUUGGCAUGGGGAAGACUGCUUACAAUGAAGGAGAUUACUAUCAUACGGUGCUGUGGAUGCAGCAGACAUUGAAGCAGCACGAUGAAGGGGAAGAUGCAACCAUCACCAAAGUGGAGAUCCUGGACUAUCUCAGCUAUGCCGUCUUCCAGCUCGGUGACUUACACAGGGCCGUGGAGCUCACCAGGCGCCUGAUUUCUCUCGAUUCUGCUCACGAGAGGGCAGGCAGCAACCUGCGAUAUUUUGAGAAGUUGCUGGAGAAAGAGAGAGUGGCAAAGCUAUUAAAUAAGACGUCAACUAUAAGAGAAUCGGCAAUACAAGGUGGGGUUUAUGAGAGACCUGCUGAUUACCUGCCAGAGCGUGAUACCUAUGAGGCUCUCUGCAGAGGCGAAGGUGUGAAAAUGACACCUCGGCGACAGAAGAGGCUGUUCUGCAGGUACCACAAUGGAAACAGAAAUCCCCAUCUGCUCAUAGCUCCCUUUAAGGAAGAAGAUGAAUGGGACAGCCCCCAUAUCGUCCGAUACUAUGAUGUCAUGUCUGAUGAAGAAAUAGAGAAAAUUAAGGAGCUGGCUAAACCAAAAUUGGCACGAGCCACAGUACGUGACCCCAAAACAGGUGUCCUCACAGUGGCCAACUACAGGGUAUCAAAAAGUUCAUGGUUGGAGGAACACGAUGACCCUGUUGUUGCCAGAGUGAAUCACCGAAUGCAGCAUAUCACGGGACUAACAGUAAAAACAGCUGAACUAUUGCAGGUUGCUAAUUAUGGAAUGGGAGGACAGUAUGAACCACAUUUUGAUUUCUCAAGGAAAGAUGAACCUGAUGCUUUCAAGCGUUUAGGGACUGGAAAUCGUGUGGCCACUUUUUUAAACUAUAUGAGUGAUGUAGAAGCUGGAGGUGCUACAGUUUUCCCAGAUUUUGGGGCUGCAAUUUGGCCCCAAAAGGGGACAGCAGUGUUUUGGUACAAUCUUUUCAGAAGUGGCGAGGGUGAUUAUCGAACAAGGCAUGCAGCUUGCCCAGUAUUAGUAGGGUGCAAAUGGGUUUCAAACAAAUGGUUCCACGAAAGAGGGAAUGAGUUCUUAAGACCUUGUGGCUCAACAGAGGUUGACUGA
Messenger RNA from Emys orbicularis (European pond turtle), 1614 nucleotides. RefSeq names its product prolyl 4-hydroxylase subunit alpha 2 (gene P4HA2). The record is from RefSeq and is a predicted model, not a curated record. NCBI's taxonomy places the organism in Eukaryota, Metazoa, Chordata, Testudines, Emydidae. Gene Ontology annotation, cellular component: endoplasmic reticulum. The coding region runs from base 1 to 1614 and encodes 537 amino acids. The transcript is spliced from 14 exons. Gene Ontology annotation, molecular function: protein binding; iron ion binding; procollagen-proline 4-dioxygenase activity. Gene Ontology annotation, biological process: peptidyl-proline hydroxylation to 4-hydroxy-L-proline.